Molecule: messenger RNA, 4804 nt
Organism: Microbotryum saponariae
Lineage: Eukaryota; Fungi; Basidiomycota; Microbotryomycetes; Microbotryales; Microbotryaceae
Source: the annotation of a GenBank genome assembly
AUGGCACCUCCCUCGGGCGCACGCAAGCGAUGGCCCGCACGCAAGCCACCCCUGGGCAACGUAGGCGGUGGACUUAUUGCCACCCCUUUACCGGCGCCGACUCCGCCUACGCGCUCGAACCAGGAAGCCCCCCUCUUUCUCUCCGAUGCCGAUGACGACGACGACGAUGACGACUCGGAUGAGAUGGACAUGGUCGCGGGCCCUUCCCCCUCCACCACGGUCGAGUUGAAUGGACAGAUCAGUCGCCCUUCGGUCUCUGCUACGACACUGGCUCAACGACGGCUGCGGGAAGCCUCGCUCGAUUCGAACGCUCUCGAUCUCGAAGACGACGAUCCGGACCGUGCCUCCUCAGCUUCGGCCUUGCCCCCUCCGCCUCCAAAACGACCCAAGACGACCAAAGCCACGACAGCCAAGACAAAACAAGCCAAGGGGAACCAAAAGGAAUCGCAGUUCAUCCCCUCGGUCGAGUUCCCACCUCAUUUCGUCAAGUUGGAAAAGACGUUCAAGGUGGGGGGCCCCCGCGCGUCUUGACAUCGCGUCGGCCGCGUCGAAAUGUGACAUUCGCGGGGAGGAGGCAUUGUCGGUUCCUUGGCCGGCGGCUGACCAUUCUUUUGUACGACCAGGCACUCAAUACGGUCUACACGUUCGUCCAGACGCGUAAAUCUUUGGCCACGACAUUCGACAUCCUCAAAGGAUCCGUGGAAUCCCUCAUAAAGAGGUGAGCCUAUCCUCUCCUCUCCUCUCACACCUCGUUCUUCCCCUGAGGAACACACUGGUCUCACAACGCAGACCCCUCGAGAUGCACGACAUUGCGCAAAUCAAAUCACUUCUUCCUCAACUCGUCACCUUUGCCUACAUCGAUGCCGAGAUGUUACGCAUCCAUUCCACCUCCGCCAACCCAUCCGGUCACGAUGGAGCAGAGGACGAUGCUCGGUCAAGACGGAUGAAGAAAGCGAGGGAAUUGGACGAGGCGUAUGCUGAGGCCGCUGCUCAAGUACAAGAGGUUGGAGGUAGUCAUAAUAAGAAGGAAUCGGCCGUUUUAAUGUUCUCUUUCAAUGAUGGGGAGCUCAAGUCAAGUAACGGGGUCGGGAAAGUGAUCACGAGGAAGUGGCAGUGAGUGGCGCGCAUUGUCUUGGGAGAUGAAGCAGAAUUCAAGGCUGCUCACGUGACGCUUGAGCCCCAGACGCAAGAAGCAGGAGAAACAUCCACAAGAGAUGCAGAGACAAAAUUCGGCCGAUGGCAAAACGCCCGUUCGAAGCAGCUCAUCCGAUAAGGUCCCACAGUAUUCGAAGGAGUCCAUGACGUCCCUGAUCGAACGAAGGAACGCCAAAUUCUCCGCCGCCGUAUCCGAGCUUCUCGUAGCCUGUGCAGCGGCCGUACCACCCGAAGAUCCCGUCACUCUUUUGCUCGCAGCGACGGAUGAUAAUCUUCCUGUAAAGCCGGGGGAUGAAGACGAGGAGAGGAAAGGUCUUGCUGAGAAGAGAGAGGAUCUCGAGUUUUACCAGAGGAACCCGGAUCGGAGGCCGAGUAUUGAGAAGAUUGUGGUCGAGUUGAUGCAUCAGAAGGAAUAUAGGGGACAGAUUGUUGAGAAUGGACAUAGGAUCUUUGAUGCUCGCAAGGGCGUGUAUGGUGUGUUCCCUUUCUGGCUCUUGUUCGUGCGAUCCUGAGCUGACGAUGAAAUCUCGAAUCUCCCCUAGGCGAUCUCGACCUCCCUCUCUCCACCUCCGUCUGGGACGCCCUCUACACGACCAAAAAAAUUACCCAAUUGUAUUCCCACCAAGCCCAAGCGAUCAACACCCUCGACGCAGGCCACAACGUCAUCGUAUCCACCUCCACUUCAUCCGGAAAGUCCCUCAUUUAUCAACUUCCCGCGUUGAAGGAGUUGGAGAAGGAUCAUGAUGCGACAGCGAUGUAUAUAUUUCCCACUAAGGCGCUGGCGCAAGAUCAGAAACGCGCGCUGGCGGAGUUGUUGGCGGCUUGUGGAGGAUUGGAAGAUGUCAAGGUGAGGCUUGAGGUCCGGGCGCAGAUGGAAAGGACGUGCACGGUGGCUCACUGACAUGAGUAUUAAACGGCAGAUCGCGACGUUCGACGGUGAUACUCACCGGGAAGACAGAGAUUACCUGCGAGAGAAUGCGAACAUUGUGUGUUCUCUUCUUUCUGCACCCAAAUAACGGAUCACUGACUCGGGAGCCGAUGCCCGACUUGACAGAUCUUCACCAACCCGGACAUGCUCCAUCUCACCAUCCUCCCCCGCGAACAAAGCUGGCGCCGCUACUUCAGCAACCUCAAAUUCGUCGUUGUCGAUGAGUUGCAUUACUACGCUGGACUAUUCGGAUCCCACGUCGCCUUCAUCAUGCGGAGGUUGAGGAGAAUCUGCGCAGCGGUCGGGAAUGAUAAGGUCAAGUUCAUUUCGUGUAGUGCGACGAUCGCAAAUCCGAAGGAACACAUGCAGACGAUGUUUGGACUGGAAGAUGUUAUGGUCGUUGAUGUCGAUGGGUCGCCGACGGGGAAGAAAGUAAGUCUGGCUUUCUUUGCACAGGAGGCGUAGAUGUGGCUGACGGAUGUCAGCUUUUGAUGCGCAGGAGUAUCUCAUCUGGAACCCACCUUUUAUCGAUGACCAAGAUCCCAAACAAGGACGGAUCAACAACAUGUACGAAGCAUCGAGGAUCUUCCGUUUCUUGAUGGACCGAGGCAUUCGGGCAAUCGUGUUCUGCAAGGUGAGAUACGUUCAUCCUGUACCCACUUGCCAGCUGAACAAGCUGACUCGGGAUACUACCCCCAGGUUCGCGCGCAAUGUGAACUGUUGAUGCGACAAGUCCGCACGGAUCUUAUGGUCGAAGGGCGCAGUGAUAUGGCCUCCCGUGUCAUGUCUUAUCGAUCUGGGUACAGCGCUGCUGUGAGUACUCAACCGAGGACGCUUAAUCUAUUUGGAAAAGAAAGGUUGAAAUGUCAGAUCCACAGGAUCGUCGUCGCAUUGAACAAGAAAUGUUCUCCGGCCAACUGCUCGGGGUGAUUGCCACGACCGCCCUCGAAUUAGGCGUCGAUAUCGGAUCCCUCGACGCGGUAAUCACCGUCGGAUUCCCCUACACGCUCCCCGGUCUACGCCAACAAGCUGGACGAGCCGGUCGACGCAACAAGGAUUCUCUAGCGAUGUUGAUCUGCGACCCUUGGCCUUUGGACCAACAUUACGCUCGGAACCCGGACCAGAUUUUUACUUCGCCUUUCAGUGAACUAGGGAUCGAUCUGACGAACCCGAUCGUCUUUGAAGCGCAUCUCCAAUGCGCAGCGGACGAGAUGCCCGUUCAAAUCGAAGUCGAUACACACUACUUCGGACCCGAAUUGGCACGCGUAGCAAGAGUUCGCCUCGUCGUGGAUGAAGAAGGUUUCUACCAUUGUCAUCCGAAACAUAAACCUUACCCCGCUAAGGCGGUGCCGAUUAGGAGUACGGAGGAGGACUCGUAUACGAUUAUUGACAUUUCGGAAGGAAGGCACGAGGUCAUGGAGGAGAUCGAGACGAGUCGGGCGAUCUUUACGACGUACGAGGGUGCGAUUUACCACCACAUGGGCAGGACAUUCCUCGUUCGUGAGGUCAAUCACGAUCGCAAGAUUGCGCGGGUCGAGCUUGCGCAAGUGGAAUGGCGCACACGCCAACGUGACUUUACCAACAUCGACCCCUUGGAGCCCUUGACCAUUCGGGAGAUCACAGGGUCUCCGUGUACGGCGUCGUAUGGUCUUGUCGAGAGUACGUUUCUAUCUGCAAGUUACCACCAUUGUCCUAGUGACUCAUUCAACUUCCCCCGGAAUUGCAGUUACCUCGAUCGUCUUCGGUUACUUUAAAACCGACAAGCGCAACAACAUCCUCGACACGGUCGACAUUUCAUCCCCACCCUUCAUCCGCCGUUCCCACGGGUUCUGGAUUGACGUCCCGGCCUCAGCCUUGGAAAUCCUCUUGUUAAAGAACCUUCACCCCGCCGCGUCGAUCCAUGCGGCCGAACAUGCGCUGAUGAGUUUGACCCCCAUCGUCGCGAUGUGCACCGAAGGUGACGUGAGGACCGAGUGUAAACAGCCUGAGAAGGAGUUUGCGAGUAUGCCUAGUAGUCGAAAACGACCGGCGAGGUGAGCGAUCGUGUUCUCUUGCACCAUCCACUAGUACGCCCCGGCGCUGAUCUGGAACUGGCCGUCCUUGCGCAGAUUGAUCCUGUAUGACUCGGCCGGCAUGUCGGGAGGGAUCUGUGCCAAGGCGUUCGAUCACAUAUCCGUACUGAUACGGCAAGCAGCAGAUACGAUCGCGAAUUGCAGAUGCACCGAAGGGUGUCCAUCCUGCGUCGCUUCCCACAUGUGUUCGGGAGCCAAUACGAGUGAGUGCAAGCCGUGGGAGCUGGUCUCCAGUGGGGAUAAAUCGCCUUGACGAAACCUCUCUAUUCCUUCAGUCGUCUCCAAGCUCGGCGCCCUCGUCGUGCUCGACUCGAUCCUCAACCGCCCCAUCGACAUCGAUGCAAUACCCCUCCAAAAACCCGCCCAAGGAAUCGUCCCAGGCGGUUCGAUCGAUCUCGCCGGCGCGGGCGUCCGAAGAUCCCACAUCAAUAAAGCUCAUGACGUUCAACAACGGGGGACGGUGGAGAAAGAGGGUGUUAUGGAAGAGGAGGAAAUUUCGGAAGCUGAAGUGAGGGAGAGGGAUCGCGUGCUUGCGGAGCUGUUGGGUGGGGGACCGGGUUCGGAGACUCCACAGGUUCCGCAGACGGCAGAAGUCCGAGAAGGGACGAGGUACGACAUCACCAAAGGGGGUGGUUUCAUGUCUCGCUGA